This is a messenger RNA of Solea senegalensis (Senegalese sole), 2149 nucleotides long. RefSeq names its product nuclear factor, interleukin 3 regulated, member 6 (gene nfil3-6). Bases 347 to 1570 code for a protein of 407 amino acids. Gene Ontology annotation, biological process: circadian rhythm; regulation of DNA-templated transcription. The record is from RefSeq and is a predicted model, not a curated record. Gene Ontology annotation, molecular function: DNA binding; DNA-binding transcription factor activity. Gene Ontology annotation, cellular component: nucleus. NCBI's taxonomy places the organism in Eukaryota, Metazoa, Chordata, Actinopteri, Pleuronectiformes, Soleidae. The transcript is spliced from 2 exons.
AGAGGGAGGAAGAGAGCGCUGUUGGUUCAUACGAGGAUAGACUCCGUCCCGGCCUGAACUCGACGUUACAAAUAGGAGGUGCAGCAUUCCAAGUGGAGCAGAGAGGAGGUGCGACACACUGACGCACUGAUAUGAAGUGAGGGCGCGGAGACAAACGCCACAGAAGAAGAGACCCCCCCACACACACACAUACAGAGAGAGAGAGAAUUCAAACUACAUUUAAAAAUAAACACGCGGACAGAAGUCAUCAGUCUUCACAGGUGGCACUGUUGCUGCAUCUUUGCUCACCAGGAAUCCUGCAUUGAGCAGUCAGCACCACACACAGUGAGGACCUCUUGACGUUGUGAUGUUUGAGGAGGAGGAGUCCCAGCGGGAAGCGGCCAUGCUCCAGACGCUGGAAACUCCCCGUGCAGUGAGUCCAGGUGGAGGUGCAAGAGGACGAGCCGGGUCGCGGUCCUUCACAGACGAGGCCGUGUGCAUCAUGACCUCCGGCAGCUUGCUGGCUUGUUCCCUCCUCGGUCGCACAACUGCCAUCAAACGCAAAGAGAGUCCUUCUUCCAGCGUCCGACGCAAGCGCGAGUUCAUACCUCAAGACAAAAAGGACGAUGGCUACUGGGACAAGAGGAGAAAGAACAACGAGGCGGCGAAGCGCUCGCGAGAAAAGCGCCGCAUGAAUGACAUGGUCCUGGAGAGCCGUGUUCUGGCUCUGCUCGAGGAGAACGCUCGCCUCAGGGCGGAGCUCCUCGCCCUGAAGUUCCGUUUCGGACUGGUCAAAGACCCGUCCAACGCUCCCAUCUUGCCUCUCACUGCCGCUUCUCAGCACAACACUCAAAACUUGACUCCACACUAUCAUCUCCACAGUGGCGACGUAGGCCUCCCCAGCUCCUCAGCCUCUUACCCCAACAACAACCAGACAGGCCAGCUGACCCGAGUCUCCAGAGACACCGGUCCCAUGUCAGAGGACUCUGGAUUCUCUACACCAGGCGGGUCCAGCGUGGGCAGCCCCGUCUUCUUUGAAGACCGGCUGAGCGAGCAAGGGAAAUUAUCACCGCAAAGAGCAGAGGACCUGGGCUACGACCUCCACCACUCCCCGGCUGAUGUCCACCACACAGCAGGACUCGCCGGAGGAAAGCCGGACCAAGCCGACGUGAUGAAAACCCUGCCUCACAAGCUGCGUUUCAAGACGCCGGGAAGUGGCGACGGGUUCGACGUGGCAGGGGACAGUCACGGUGCCAGACGCAGCCCCGUGCUGUCCACAGCGGGACAAGACGUCCCGAGAGAGACCGUCAAAGGACAGGUUUUGGGGGAAAUGGGAGCAAGACAAUGCGCCCAAGGCUCAUGGCUCCAGCAGCUGGAAGGGGCCGAGGGCAGAAAAGGGAGACAGUCUCCUCAGUACAGCAACGCCUCAGCCACCGGCUACGGCCUCCAGCCUCGCCCCGCACCGGGACAGCAAGAGUUUCAGUAUCAGCAUGAGAACACACACCUCAAGUCCCAGCUCACGUCUCUCAGUGAGGAAGUGGCUCAGCUCAAGAGGCUUUUCACAGAACAGCUCAUGUCCAAAGUCAACUGAGGACUCACAUGGACUUUCUAAAUCUAAAAAACAGUCUGUGUGUUGUUGCUGUGACCUCAUAUUUUUGACUACACCGCGAUUAAACGUCUGCAGACGACCGUCGUCUCUUAACCUGCUAUCAAAAACAACGGCUUAAUCUCGACUGCUACUUAAUCAGUGAGGAGUAGAAUGUUAAAAAAAAAAACAGUCUUACACUGUGACAACUAAAAGCACACAGCGCAAUGGAACCUGUUUGCAUAAUAUCCUCGCAGACGGCAGCUCCAGGCUGUCAGAACAUCAUGAUGGAUGAGCUUAGUAAUUAGAUUUUACUGGACAAGUUUCCCACAGCUGAUAUUUGCCUAUUACAACCCCAGACAGUGUGUGAGGUGUCAAAGACUGAGCUUGUUCACCUCAGAAACUGCAUCACAUCAUGUUUGUCAUCAUUUGACUUCCCUGUAGGAAACACACUGUAUUUCAUGUGAUUGACAUUCACCGUUUGUCUGCGUUCAUGCCGUGCAGUUUAAACUUAUCUCAUUACUGUUGUCUGAUUUACUCUCUCUGUGUUUUCAUAUUAAAAAUAAAAUACAUUUGACACAUUCA